This is a messenger RNA of Corythoichthys intestinalis (scribbled pipefish), 987 nucleotides long. It is a transcript of the gene cdkn2c, whose product is annotated as cyclin-dependent kinase inhibitor 2C (p18, inhibits CDK4). The transcript has 3 exons. Gene Ontology annotation, cellular component: nucleus. The record is from RefSeq and is a predicted model, not a curated record. Bases 399 to 899 code for a protein of 166 amino acids. Lineage: Eukaryota; Metazoa; Chordata; Actinopteri; Syngnathiformes; Syngnathidae. Gene Ontology annotation, molecular function: protein binding.
AUGACGCUCAUAUGAGAAGACAAAAAUGAGUAUAUUUUUCCAUUUAUGUGGUUUUCAAUAUUAAUUUGAAAGAAUGAAACGAAAGUCUCCUGAUAUUUCAUUGCCUAUGCGCAUACAUCGCGCGUUAUUUGUUUUAGAGGAAGCAACCAGCUUCCUUGUCCUUACUCAGGUCAUCCAAUCGCGAUGUGGCUUUUAUUUUUUGAGAAGCAAAUGGUGGGAGGGAAGCGUGCCUAACUGUCUGGCACACAUUCUCCAUUGUAUUACCAGAAAAUGAACUAUUCCGUUGACCAUACAAGUGCUUGUUCGAGACUAAAUUUGGACCAUUUCGCCGUUGACUCCAGCAGGGCUUUUUGUGGUCUUAAUCGGGGCAGCUCAUUUGAAAAUGAGCGGCAAAAGACAUGGCUGGCGUUUGUGCAUUAGCUGAUCGCCUGUGCAGUGCCUCUGCCAAUGGAAAUUUACCAGAGGUUUUAUCAUUACUACAAAAUGGAGCUGAUGUCAAUGGGAGGAAUGCUUUCAAUAGGACUCCACUGCAGGUGGCCAAGCUGGGCAACACAGCCGUCAUAGAGGCCCUCCUGCAGGCCGGAGCUGACCCGAACCUCCGCGACACGGUCCUCGGCCUGACUGUCACCCACGAUACCGCCCGCGAAGGAUUCGAGGACACCAUGCGGGCUCUUCUGGCCCACGGGGCGGACCCCAACCUCGUGGACGAACGAGGGGACCUCCCGUUGCACUCCGCCGCCAAAAGCGGCAGCGUCGAAGCGGUGCGGCUCCUACUGGCAGCCACGGCCAACCCCCGACAAGUGAACCGGGAUGGCGAGACCGCCGAGCAGUCGGCAGUCCUCCGCGGGUGGGACGACACGGCUGCCUGCAUCCGCAACUACCUGCAAGGCUUUGAGUGAUCAUGUUUCACCGUUAUGUCGCUAUACCUGUUCAACAUGACAUCCUCCAAGUCAUCUCAUUUAAAAAAAUAAAAAUAAAACAAAUAUU